Molecule: messenger RNA, 1606 nt
Organism: Epinephelus moara (kelp grouper)
Lineage: Eukaryota; Metazoa; Chordata; Actinopteri; Perciformes; Serranidae
Gene: cdca3
Product: cell division cycle associated 3
Exons: 6
Coding region: 135-1430 (431 amino acids)
Source: RefSeq, a predicted model, not a curated record
GCAACCCCGCCAUUUAAAUGUUUUAAAACUCGCGUGCUUCCCGUUUAUCUCAAGUGAGUUUAAGUGAAAGGAGAAUAAGCGACACGCCUGAUAGACUGUCUUCAUCUCGUUUAAGGUAAAAUUAAAUAAGCAUCAUGGGAUCCAGUGGGAGCAAGAUGGUUGUCUCUGCACCAGUGAAACACCAAGUAGUCUUCAAAAACAGUCGAGUUGGUGAACUGAUGGAUCCACGCUCUCCUUCAACAGGAAUCGACCGCACACCCAUUCAGGUCAAUGUGUCCAAAACUGAUGGUCCACUGGCAUUCACUGAUCCCCGCUCACCUACUAUUGGCAUCAGCCGCACCCCUGUCAGAGAAGUCAUGAGAGCGACAGUUGGAUCGUUUGCCCGUCGCCUGGGCAUGCUGCUGCACAAUGAGACUGAAGGCAAAGUCUCUGAAGCCCCUCAGAAAAACGUCAGUGAUGCUGUGGAAGAAGAGGGGGUCUUCGAGAGUGAAGAGCUGGCUUCCACAGAACCCCUCCUGACUCCUCAGCCCUCCCACACCUUUGGCUCCAUGGAUGAUCACGCAACCCUCCUGGCCACCCCUGUGCAACCCCCUCUUGAAAGUGUGGGUGACUCGAGCCCCUUUGUGCUUCUUGAGAAUCCCCAAGUGGAAGUGGAGAUAGAAACUGUUGUAGACAUCAGCCUGGAGGAGGCUGAAGAAGCAAGAGAGUCUCCUCUUCACAAGAGACUGAGCAUGAGCCUGAUAACUUGCCAUGAGGGGGCAACAUCAUCCCAGAUCUUUGCUGAGGUGCACCAUGACAGCGCUUCAUCCCCGGCGCCUAGCGCCGAAGUGGAGCUACUCAAGAAUAGUGUGGAUCAUUCUUAUGCUCUUCCUGUUGUCAGUGUUGAACCAGAGGUGCCUGCUGACCUUCCCAUCCCCAUUGAUUCAGAUGGUUCCCCUGCACAGCCUGAAGAAGCAGAGCCAUCUUCUGAGGAAGCCAAAGAGCUUGUUGAAGAAUCCUCUUUGCCUCCUGCACCAGAGCCACCGACUGUCCCCAGCCCAGAGCAGCCACCGCCCAGCACCGGCAUCCGCUGCCCCACUUUCGACUCAAAGAGCCCCAGUCAGGUGGUCUUUAAGCCGCAGUGGUUGGGAAAAAGUUUUGGCGCCUCUGGGCUGAGAGCCAGAGGAGUGCAGGGUGGGAAAGGAGGCUCCUCUCCUCUUGCUGUCCGCAUGGCCGUGAAGAAAGUCACCGAUGAGAACCAGAGACUUUCUGGAAAAACAAAGCAGAAAGGUACUGAAGGCCGCUCCCCGCUGCAGGUCCUUAAGGCGACCAACUCUCCCAGGGACCAGCGUCCACAGAUGAAGCUGAAGGUGUCCACCCCAGAUAAGCAGAGGCUCGGACAGAUGGAUCGCAGAGUGCUGGCAGUGUCUUUGGAUAAGGAGAACAGAUAAUUCACUGCAGAGACGUGUACAGAAUCCUGCUGCUUUUACACCUUUUAAAACAAGCUUUUAUAUGUACAGCUUUCUUUAACCUUUCUUUUCCCUGUUUAUAUUACAUUUAUUACUACAGUUUUCUAUCCUCUUGUAAAUAUAAAUAAAAUUAUUUGCAUUCAUACUUCAGCUUUAAA